Paramecium octaurelia is the source of this 2743-nucleotide messenger RNA. NCBI's taxonomy places the organism in Eukaryota, Ciliophora, Oligohymenophorea, Peniculida, Parameciidae. The record is from the annotation of a GenBank genome assembly.
AUGAUGUAUUUUUCCCCUUUUAAAUACUAAUUAGAAGAUUAAAUAGUUAUCGAUUUAUACCCUCCUUGGAUAGAUAAACAUAAAUAUUUAGAACACUAGGAUUAUCGAUUUUUCGAAAAAUUAAACUAUAAGUCUGAGAAUUUAGCUUUAUAAAAUAACCCAGAAGAUCUUAGAGACUUGAUGAUAGUUCUUAAAGAAAAAUAAUUGUAUUCUUUGGAAAAAAUUUAAAAAGAAUUAAUUGAAAUUUUAGAAAAUAAAAAGAAGGUGUAUAAUCUUGAAUUAGAUGAUCUAAUUACAUAACUUAAAACAUUUUUUUAAUUUUUCGAUAUUAAGCAGAGAAAACAUAAUAUUCCUAUUAACUUUAUUCAAUAAUUAGUUGAUCCUGAAACGAAUCUUAAUCAAACAAUAAAUGCUCUGCCUUAUUGGUAAAAGACUAUAAUAUAAAUUAUAAAACAAAUCUUACUCAAGUAUUAACUUCUAUUGAAGGCAACCAAUAAAGAAGAAAUCCUAAAUUUGAUCUUCCCUACUCAUGAAGAAUGUCAUAAGUAUAUUUUCAAAAUACUUUUAGAUCGAGAAUAUUAAUUGGGCCAACCAUAUUUGGAUUAUAAAAUGGCAAAUUUAUAUAUAUAGUUGAUGGAGUUGAAAAAUAGGUAAUAGUCAAUACUAAAUCAGGGAGGAGAAAUGUAGAUGGGUAAAAAGAUAGGACUUUGGAAAGAAUAUGGAAUAUUAGGAGAUGAUUUUAUAAGCCAAAUCUCUUUGUAAAUCCAAUAUGAUUAAGGAAUGAUCAGAUAUAUUAAGGAUGGAGAAAUAUUAAAACAGUAUAAUUAGAUAAUUAUAAAGAUGUAAUUAAUUUGAUCAUGUUUUGUUGAAAAAUAUCCAAUAAAUUAAAUAUCUGGGAUGGCAUGGAAAUUAUAAUAAUGGUAAGAAAUCUGGAAAGUUUUAAAUUAUUUGGAAAGGUGAAAACUUGAAUAUCGGUGGGGAAUAUAAUGAAAAAGGUGAGAAGUUUGGUUUAUGGACUGAGUUAUUCGAAAAUUAUGGAGAGUAUUAAUUUUAUUUGUUCAUUAUAGUUAAUCCCAAGUUUAGUAUAUUGGGCAAUAUUAGGAGGGGAAAAAAUGUGGCUCAUGGACUCUCUAGUACGAAAAGAAUUUGGAAACAAUCACUAUGUAUAUAUAAAAUUCAGCAAAAGGCCUUUGGGAAAGUUUAACGAAGAAGGAUUGAAAGAAGGAGUGUGGUUGGAAUUGCAUGAAAAUUUUUGGGAGUAAAAUUUAUAAUUUAAAUCAGUGAAUGUUAAGUCUGUUAUACUGGAUAGUAUAGGAAAGGAGUGAGGAAUGGUUUUUGGGCUAUGAGAUAAUUUAUUUAAGGGCGCAAUAUAAUGUAAUUUGAAUGCAAAUUAUCUAUUAGAGGAGGAGGAUUUUAUAAUCAAAAAGGAAUGAAAAGUGGAGAAUGGAUUGAAUGGAAUGAAGGAUAUUUUGAGAAGUAAUUUAUUAUGAGGUAUUUGAAGAAAUUUAAUAUUGGAAGUUGGAGAUUAUGAAAAUGGUAGAAAAAUUGGAAAUUGGUAUUCAAAUAAAAUAAAAAUAACUUCAUGUCUCGAUCAUCAUUCAUCAGAGCGUUCUUUAAAUAAAUAUCAUUUUUUUGGUGAUUAUAAAGAUGGAGUAAAAGUUGGAUAGUGGGAUUACUACUUAGAGAUGAAUAUGAAUAAGAAAUACAAGUUAAUGUAAUUUUUAAUAUUUAUUGUAACAGAGGAGGAGGAAUAUAUGAUGAUAAAGGUAUGAAAAAUGGAUAAUGGAUUGAAUUAUAUAAGAAUUUCGAAAAGUAAUUAUUUUAUAAACGUUCAUCAGUAACGAAGAAGUAUGGUUUGGUUAAUAUAAGAAUGGAAAGAAAUUUGGCUCUUGGGAAAACAAAACCAAAAUGUAUAUGUCAUAUAAUUAUAUAUAUUCAGAUUUGGAGGCGUGUACGAUUCUAAUGGAGUCAAAUAAGGAAAUUGGAGAUUACAAAAUUAGUUUCAUUAUCAUAAUUUAUUUUAAGUCAACAAAGGGCUUUCAACCAUUAGAAUGGAUAAUAUAUUAAUGGAAGAAAAAUUGGAAAUUGGUAUAUAAGAUUUGGUCAUUUCUCAGAAAGUGCUUUGUAAAAUUCAUAUCAAAAUCUUUAGCUGUGAAGGUCAAUAUAAUCAUUAAGGAAUGAGGAAUGGUCAAUGGAAGGAAUUGAAAAAUAAAGAUAAUGAAAAGUGUACAAUUAUUUAUGAAGGAAAAUAUGAUAACGGUUUCUAAAUAGGAAAAUGGGAUAUAUAUGAUUGUAAUUAAAAGAGACAUCUGUAAAUAUCUUUAUUUAUAAGCACCUAUAGAGGUGGUGGUACAUACAUUUAAGAAGGAGUUAAAGAUGGCAUAUGGACUGAAUUGCAUGAGAAUUUUUUUUAGUAUAAAUAAAGAUUAAUAUAUUAGUCGUGUUGAAGUAAGAUAUGAUGGAUAAUAUUAAAGUGGAAUAAAAAUUGGAGAAUGGAAAAUAUUGAGAAAAGGUAUGAAUAAGCAGGAUUAUAAAUAAAUGUACAUGCUUCAUAUUAUUUCAAUAGGGGAGGCGGUUCUUAUGAUGAUUAAGGAAUGAAAAUCGGGUAUUGGCAAGAUUUGCAAAAAAAUUAGUAUUCUAUCAUUAAUUAACAAGAUUUUGGAACAAUUUAGUCGUCGGUAGCUAUAGUCAAGGCAAAAAAAUUGGCAUAUUCAAAAAAAAAGAGGUAAAAAAAAAAGUUUGA